This is a messenger RNA of Chiloscyllium plagiosum (whitespotted bambooshark), 4541 nucleotides long. RefSeq names its product solute carrier family 45 member 2 (gene slc45a2). Gene Ontology annotation, molecular function: sucrose:proton symporter activity. Lineage: Eukaryota; Metazoa; Chordata; Chondrichthyes; Orectolobiformes; Hemiscylliidae. The record is from RefSeq and is a predicted model, not a curated record. Gene Ontology annotation, cellular component: membrane. Gene Ontology annotation, biological process: transmembrane transport.
AGCCUCUUCCCCACUGUUAUCAGAUUUGUGAACCUCUCAUAUAUUUGGAGUUGCUCUUUCUCUGGACCUUCUCUGUAGCUGUAACACUACAUUCUAUAUUCUGUUCUAUUACCCUGAGGUACUUAUUCAAGAUCUCCAUGAUUUGUAAGGCACACACCAAUUUUCACUCUUGGUUCGAGGCAUCGUGAACAAUAAUAAAUCACAUCAAAUCAAAUCAAAGGUUGAGGAGAAAGCUGUAGUGACACAAAUGCAUUGUCCAACUAACACACCCCUCCUUAAGCCCGUAUCCUCUUCUGCGAAAAUUAAUAUUGAUGCUCCUUCCAGUCCCCUUUAAGAUAAAACGUUUCAGUUUGUAGGAGCGUGUAAAUAUUACGCUUUUGUAUUGAAAGUUGGGGGGCAAAUAUGUAGAGAUACAACUACAUUGUCCAUGGGUACCAGAACUGCAACAUCCAUUGCGUUAUAUUUCAAAACGAACGAUAAAUAUCAUAACAAAGGUUGCUUCAGAGUGUACAUAAGGAGCGUUUAGUGGAACUUCCACAGAUCACUGUGCGGUCGAUUUGCAGACGUUUACGCAACUUUAACAAACUGGUGACUGCUCAGAUGCUGAGGGGGUUGUGUUCUCCUCAGUCCAACCUGCCUGGGGUUUUCCUGCGUCAUUUGGGGUUUGCUCCUAUCUCUGCUGCUAGCCCCGAUGAGUGAACCUCCGGCCAGAGGGUGAAGUAGUCAGCGAUGACCCGUUCAGCAGCAGUGCACACGGACACUGGCAGCCCGCUCCCUGAAGCGGAGGUGAGGAGCAGUAGCAGCAGCAGCAGCAGCAGCAGCCCAGCAGAAGUGCCCCCCAAUGAACCGCCCGAGCCUCCCAGGAGGUCCCUGCUCAGGCUGCUCAUGCACAGCGGCCUGAUGUUCGGCAGGGAGUUCUGCUACGCUGCAGAGGGAGCGUUCGCCACGCCGGUGCUGCUCAGUGUCGGGCUCCCUCGCAGCCUCUACAGUCUGGUGUGGCUCCUCAGCCCCUGCCUGGGCUUCAUCCUCCAACCCAUCGUCGGCUCCGCCAGCGACUACUGCCGCUCGAAAUGGGGCAGGAGGAGACCUUACAUCUUGGCGCUGGGGAUCCUGAUGGUGCUCGGAAUGACUCUGUUCCUCAACGGAGACGCGUUGGUAACAGCCACCAUCAAAAACAGGAAACAAAGGCAUAUUUGGGGUGUCCUGAUUACUGUCUUCGGCGUGAUCGUCUUUGACUUUUCGGCUGACUUCAUCGACAGUCCUAUCAAGGCUUAUUUGUUUGAUGUGUGCUCCCAUGAGGAUAAGGAGAAAGCCUUACACUUCCACGCACUGUUAACUGGCCUUGGAGGUGCUGCAGGCUAUCUAAUUGGUGCCAUUGAAUGGAGAAAUACUUCCCUGGGUCAGAUAUUAGGAUCUGAAUAUCAAGUCAUUUACAUUUUUGCUGCAAUUAUUUUCAUUGUACUUCUAAUAAUACACAUGUUCAGUAUUCCAGAAAUUCCAUUUGGUCAAGAUGUAGGUUGUCAGCAGUUACAUUUAUUAGAACAUAAUACUCCUACCUAUGGAACCAUCGAGAGUCCUGCAAGUGGUCAAUAUAAUCAAAAUUCUUAUAAUUCACGAUCUUUGUCAGUGAUAGGAAAAUUGGAAGGUAAUUCGCAAAUCACUUGCAUAAAACCAUCAGAAGAAAAGGGAUCAAAACAUGUAACCCUAAAGUCACUAAUUAAAGCUCUGCUCAGUAUGCCUUCUCAUUACCGUUCCUUGUGUGUAAGUCACCUUAUAGGAUGGACAGCAUUUCUCUCAACUAUGCUAUUCUUCACUGACUUUGCAGGGCAGGUAAUGUAUAAAGGAAAUCCAUAUGCAGAACACAACUCUACCUCAUACCUUACUUACGAGCGAGGUGUUGAAAUAGGAAGUUGGGGCUUGUGUAUUAAUGCUAUUUUUUCAGCAAUUUACUCAUAUUUACAAAAGAUCAUUUUGCCUGUAAUAGGAUUGAAAGGAAUGUACUUUGUUGGAUAUUUCCUGUUUGGCCUUGGAACUGGAUUAAUUGGUCUCUUUCCUAAUGUUCUGUCCACACUGCUCCUCUGUACAGCUUUUGGGGUGAUGUCCAGCACUCUUUACACUGUGCCCUUUAACUUGAUGGCUGAAUACCACAGAAAAGAAAAGAUUGAAAGAACAAACAGUGCAACACCUUUGAAUGAAAGCAGGGGUAAAGGCAUCGACUGUGCUGCACUCAGUGCUAUGGUGCAGCUGGCACAAAUCUUGGUCGGAGUGGGUGUUGGAGCCUUAGUAAAUUUGGCUGGCACUGUGAAGGUUGUUGUAAUUACUUCAUCUGCCAUCUCAUUAUUUGGUUGUUGCUUUGUCGGAUUGUUUGUCCAAUAUGGUCAGUGAGAACAUUAUCAAAACAAUGUAAAUACAGCAAUAAUCUUUUUUUUGUAACUUUGUGAAUUAAUAUAUUCUGAAUAUUCUGAAUUUUUAAGCAUGCCUUACAUUGAAUUUUCCCCAAUACUUCCAGCAGACUAUGUUUCUGAUAAUGGUAAGGUGAUCCUGUAAGGUCUGAGUCCUUACUAAUGGUUUCUGUGGGACUAAUUUGUUUGUUGAUGUGUGUGUGGCAAAGGCCACUUAAGGAAAUGUGACAGAGUAGUGAGUAUUAAACCGAGCUGUACUGGCCAGGAAAGCAAUAGGAAAGGCAAAUUGCCUAGAUUCAUGAUCCUGAUAACAUCCUGCACAUUUUUACUGAAAAACACGUGGUCAGAUGUCAUGAUCACCCUCUCAGACUGAUUCCCUGAUAUGGUACUCUGGGCAUGAGUAAUACUGUUUAUUCAUUCAUAAUAUGUCGAGUUCACUGACUAAGACAGUCUUUAUUGCUCAUCCCUAAUUGUCUUGCGAAGGUGAUGGGAAGAGAUUACAGAGCUUUGGGAAGCAAAGGGAUCUUAAUUUCCUAGUGCAUGAACUUCAUAAAGCUAGUAUACAGGUACAGUGAGGAAUUUGGAAAGCUAACAGUAUGUUAUUAUUUAUUGCAAGGGGAAUUGGCAAGAAAAGUCAGGAGGUUUAAUGUAAUUGUCCAAGAUAUCUGGAGCACUCUGAGUACUAACUGAUCUGUUCGAAAUGGGUUAGAAAUAAUUGAGAAAAGGAGAAUAGCUUGCUGGGAAUCCUGAGGAAUUUAAUAGUAGGUCAGGGACAGGGACUGAAUAAAAUUAGCAUAAGCAAAACAUUGCCAGUAAGGAAAUUAAUGGAAUUAGAGAGAGAAGGCCCCAGAGUGAUGGUUUCCAUCUAAAAGGGUUAAUGGAAGUAGGGGAAUAUAUUGUCCGUGCACUUACGACAAUCUUUCAGUGUUCCAUAGAUACAGCAGUCGUCUCUCUAGGUUCAAAAAUUGCAUGUCAUUCCACUGUUUAAGAAGCACAGAAGAGAAAACCCAAGGGAAUUUCAGACCAGUCAGCUUAAUAUCUGUGUUGGGGGAUUUGUUUAAUUUUACAUCUGAGAAAGAUAAAUAUUUGUUAAGCAAAGAUAUUAAAAGAUAUGGGCAAUGGUGUUAAACCACAGGUUUUAAAGCAAAGGUAUUAAAGGUACUAAAAGAUAUGGGCAUGAUGUUAGCCCAAAAAUCAGCCAUGAUCUCAUUGAAUGGUAGCACAGGUGCAAGGUGCUGAAUGGCCUGCUCCUGUUCCCAUACCCCGACAUCUACACCUGAACUGCAUAGAAGGUCAAGUUUAACAGGUGGUGCCUGUAAUUUUCCCUCCAUGUUAUAUAACCUCCUGCCUUGAAAAUUCUCCAUCAGCACUGAUCUAAAAUCCUGGUACACUCUACCUUACAGUCUAGAUGUAUCUUCACCAUCAGACUGCCAGUAGCUCAAGAAGGGAGCUUAACACACUUUCACAAGGGCAGCUCAUGCUCAAUAAAUGGGCAAUAAAUACUGGUCUUACCAAAAAACACAUUUCUCAGAAAUUUAUAACAUCCCCCAUAAUUUACUUUGAACUUUAGGAGAACAUCUUCAGGCCCAGAGUUUGAUACAAAACCACAUGCAAUCAUUCUAUACAGUAUUUUAGAAACAUACAUUACUGAAACAGAAUUUUGCGAAGGGAAACAUACAGUCAAAAUAUUUGACCCUGCUUAAUUUCUAUUGUCGCUUAUAAACAUAUCACAGGAUUGGCAUGUUCAAUUUACAUACAAAAUGGCACAUUCACCCAUCCUCGCACCACUUUUCAAAAACUAAAACUAAAGAAGUUCUUUUCGAAAGAAAUAUUUUUAUUAAAAAAUGAGCAAAAAGUAUUAUUUUCAAAUUUAGGCUUUUGCUAAGCCACUUAACAAAUAAUGCAUCUAGCCUUAUCGAUGAGCAGUUCUGAUAAUGUGUGCAAUUAUAUUUAACCCACAAUAUGUGUACCUGCAAAUAUUAUGUAACUCAUUGAAUCUUCAAUUCUAUCGUAACAUAAUCUGAGAAUUAUUUUUAAUGUUGAACAAUUUAAUAAAAGAAAGGACUUUUAAACAAAAGACUCGAGUACAUUAUAAUGUCAGUAGGAACCUUAUUAAGCAGGUUUCAUUUCUCAAUGAUU